AGAAGAAGAAGGAGAAGAGGAAGAAGAAGAAUGGAGCUAGGAUUCUUAGGGCUCGGGAUCAUGGGCAAGGCAAUGGCCAAGAAUCUCCUCCAAAAUGGCUUCAAGGUCACAAUCUGGAACAGGACUCUCUCUAAGUGUGAAGAGCUUGUGGAGUAUGGUGCCUCCAUUGGAGAUACCCCUGCAGCAGUUGUCAAGAAGUGCAAGUACACCAUAGCAAUGCUAUCAGAUCCUUCAGCUGCUCUGUCGGUGGUUUUGGACAAGGAUGGUGUGCUUGAGCAAAUGUGCAGUGGAAAAGGCUACAUAGACAUGUCAACAGUAGAUGCUGAUACAUCAACAAAGAUCAGUGAGGUGAUUUCAAAAAAGGGAGGAUAUUUCCUUGAAGCUCCUGUCUCAGGUAGCAAAAAGCCAGCUGAAGACGGUCAAUUAGUCAUUCUUGCCGCUGGGGAAAAGUCCUUAUAUGAUGAAAUCAUCCCUGCUUUCAAUGUCUUGGGAAAGAAGUCUUUCUUUUUGGGGGAGGUUGGCAAUGGGGCAAAGAUGAAACUUGUGGUUAACAUGAUAAUGGGCAGCAUGAUCAAUGCAUUUUCUGAGGGGCUGGUCCUUUCUGACAGGAGUGGACUGAGCCAGCAAACACUUCUUGAAGUAUUGGAAUUGGGUGCUGUUGCUACUCCAAUGUUCAAGAUGAAAGGACCAGCUAUGAUCCAGAACAAUUAUGCCCCUGCUUUUCCACUGAAGCAUCAGCAGAAGGAUAUGAGAUUAGCUCUUGCACUGGGGGAUGAAAAUGCAGUAUCAAUGCCUGUAGCUGCAGCUGCCAAUGAGGCAUUCAAGAAAGCAAGAAACAUGGGAUUUGGGGACCAUGACUUCUCGGCGGUCUAUGAGACGGUGAAGAGUUUAGGAGAUUCCAAGUAAUGCCCAAUUGGCAAGAGUAAUGAGAAAAAAAAUGAAAUGGAGAGAUUUAUUUUAACUAAAUAUCCGAUUUGUGGUGGCUAACAAUGCUGG
Telopea speciosissima is the source of this 996-nucleotide messenger RNA. RefSeq names its product glyoxylate/succinic semialdehyde reductase 1. NCBI's taxonomy places the organism in Eukaryota, Viridiplantae, Streptophyta, Magnoliopsida, Proteales, Proteaceae. The coding region runs from base 31 to 906 and encodes 291 amino acids. The transcript has 8 exons. Gene Ontology annotation, molecular function: 3-hydroxybutyrate dehydrogenase activity; NAD binding; NADP binding. Gene Ontology annotation, cellular component: cytosol. The record is from RefSeq and is a predicted model, not a curated record.